AUGGAGAAGAUUUUGAGACCACAAAUGAAUUUGCUCAACGAAUUUUCGAAGACACAGAAUUUCGGAACAAAAGGCAAGAACAGAACAAGGAAAAGUGAGAUGAUCAAGAAUUGGAGAGUGAAAAAUGAAAGUAGAAGUGAAAGGACUGGUGGUGGCAACAAAGUCAUGGUCAAACACUUCCUGAUAAACCAUAGAUGGAACAUGACUAAAUUGUAUAAUAUGUUGCCUGGAGAUAUUGCUCUUCACAUUAGCACAAUUGACACUGGUCAAGAAGACAGUGACGAUUAUGCUAUAUGGGAUAAAACAGAGAAUGUGGCUAAAUUCGGAAAACAAGGCUUCCCUAAUUGUAUAUGCUGUACUAUUCCUGAAAAUGAUUCCAUUCAACAUGUAUUUGUGGAGGGACAAGUAGCUGAUCAUAUUUGGCAAUUUAUUGGAGCCCCCUUGGGCAUUAAUCAUCAACAUAUUCCUAUUAAUGGCCUGCUGCAUCAAUGGUGGAACCAAACAGCCAACAACAAGACCGUAUGGAACAUCAAAACUGCGCUAAACGUUGCUGUUCCAAACAUUGACUUCGGUGGCAACUGGAUCAGUACCUGUGCGACAGCGGAAAGAAUUAAGCCAGUGCAAAAAUGUACUCCAAUCUGCUGGAAAAAGCCACAGCCUGGCAAGUUUAAAGCUAACACUGAUGGCAGCUUCUGCAGUACUUCUAAAAGAGCUGGAAUUGGAGGGAUUCUUCGAGAUGAACACGGAAAGAUGGUCAUGGCAUUCUCUAUCCCAGUCGAAUGUGAAAGCAGUAACCAUGCGGAAGCCUUGGCUGUUGAGUUUGGAAGCUCCUGGUGCAAAAUUAAUGGCAUAAAUGAUAUUCAAAUGGAACUUGACUCGCUAAUCAUUGCCAACAUGCUCACAAAACAAAAUCUGGGAAACUUGAAGCUCAAGCACAUAAUCAACAAGAUCCUAAAGAAUGUGGAGGGCACUAAUAUUGAAUUCCUGCACUGUUUCAGAGAAGCAAAUUCGGUGGCGGACUACUUAGCUAAGCUUGCUUUAUCAAGUAGAACCAGGUCCGUAUAUUACUCUCAUGACAGUUUACCUGGCGAGGCAAAGGGACUGACUCAACUGGAUCAAUGGCAAUUACCUACUUUUAGAAGAAGAUUUGAGAAAUCUAAUUUCUUUGUUAGUUAA
Messenger RNA from Lycium barbarum (goji berry), 1176 nucleotides. RefSeq lists its product as uncharacterized. The record is from RefSeq and is a predicted model, not a curated record. Gene Ontology annotation, molecular function: nucleic acid binding; RNA-DNA hybrid ribonuclease activity. Bases 1 to 1176 code for a protein of 391 amino acids. NCBI's taxonomy places the organism in Eukaryota, Viridiplantae, Streptophyta, Magnoliopsida, Solanales, Solanaceae. The transcript has 4 exons.